AUGGAGCCUGACGCGCCUGAGCCCUCGUCCUCUGCCAGUGCUAGUGGCGCCUUCCCACGCCGCAACAGCCGCAACCGUACCUCUGAAUCGCCUGGCACCUCCUCUCCACGGAGCUCAGGUCAUGCUGGGUCUGUUUUGCCACAUCUUGCCUGGACAGGCGAAGGUCAGCCUUCGCAACCAUCAGAAGCUAGCAGCUGGCUCGCAGCCUCCUCAUUCCGACGCCAGUCCUUGGCCGACGCCAGGAGUAUCAACAGGACUCCAAGCCCGACGACCUUUGCAUCCAAGUCAAGUAGCUCAGCAAAGCCUUCGCUCCGGUGGCCUCCAAGGUCCAGCGGUCUUGCAGAGACGCCUCCUUCAGCCAACGGCUCUAGCCCCUUGGCCGUGGAAAAUGUCGCGGAUGCUCCAAAAGGCCUUGCUCAAAGAAGAAUGGAGUCAGGGCAACUCGAGGGCAGCCUUCUUGACAGCGUCAAAGCGGUUCACAUCACAGCCCCUUCAUACACGAUAGGUUCAGAUGGCACUCGUCAGAUGGUCUUUGAUAGUCCUGGAAUACGCACCGCCAGACCCAAGAUGACUCCUACUCAGAGAAAGCUCUUCUCACCCCGAGUCUUUCAUGGCAGACCACCAGGCCUGGCUCAGGAUGAUGCCUCAUUGACUCCGCGUCCUGCAGAGAUAAGUUCGCCUUCUUCUACGGUCUCCACUGUCGCCAGUGAAGAAGACGACGAUCGAUGCAUUGCAACACCUGAGGGAGAAGGUAGCGGCUUUCCGCCUGCAUUUCCCAGGCUUCUUCCUCGAGAGAAGAGCAAUCUAUCGAUGUCCCACUCGACGAUCAGGGAGGGAUCAUCCCGUGUAGAUACUAUGAGUGAUACAGAAACGAAUCGUACAGCUCAAGGCGCACGCCCUACCACCGCAGGCAGUGGUACCGAAAGUCCGAUCACCACAUAUUUAGGUGCUACGAGCAGAAGAGGGAGUCAAUCUGUGUACGACCGGCCCGCAAGCCGGCCAAGCUCAGGCAUCGGAUCUUACGCACCAGAGCAAAUUACGGGGGCGGCGUUCUCCUAUCCCGCCCUCCUCGGCAACGGAGAGGUGGCAGACACAUCUCCCUAUUCCAUCCCACCUCACCUUGGCGUCAGCGAAUCUCUCGACCCUUAUGACAUGGGCGACACAGGCAGCGCUGUCAGCGCAGGGCUCGAACUGGGCCUCGGCGCUGGUAUGGCUGCCGCUGCUCUGGCAGCUCAUCUUCCUGCAGAACAUCUGGCUCUGAAUGACUUUGCCGAACCCCGCUUUUCGCGCACAGCUGCCCUUGCUGAGGCUCGUACGAGCGCUGGCUCUCCUGGAUUCGUUGCGACGCGCACUGACAGCGACAUGUCGAGACAGAGCUCAAUUGAUCGAGAUGAAGUCGUUGUCGGAACCAGCUCUCGCUCAGACAAAGCAAUCGACGACAUAAUUGGCUUGCGAGACUCGACGUUGCCGUCCGCCGAUCUUUCCAGGAGGAAGACCACUGGGUGGGAGGCCACUCGUCUUCGGAGGGAGGGAAACCCUUCUGGAGAACAGAGGCCGACUCGAUCUGCGACGCAGGACCAGACCACUACGGCCAAAGACCCGCACACUUUGCUCUCUGGCUACUCCCAAGACGAAGACGAUCGAAGUCCUGUCGACGUCAACACUGCCCGCGAGCGCGCAGGCGCAACAGCAGAGGUUCGCUUUGGUGGCAUCUCCACGGAUCGUGAGAGUGUCGUCUCGUCUUUCGACAGUCGUUCUACGAACCACCGACAAUCUCGCAGUGGCAGCGUGUUAGAUACUCCGUCGCUGACAGGUCGAGGGCAGCCCAUGCUAAGCCCAGAUCUGACGUCUCAGCAUGACCCUCGAGGAGGUAGCAGCGGCUUGUAUGGCGCCUUUGGGCAAGGCGUAGAUGAGGAAGGACUCAAGAGGGCAAAGCAACGCCAAGCGAAGGAGGAAGCUCAAGGGAAUCUGCCCAGCUUUGGUAGCAAUGGAGGUCUGAUGGGCAGCAAUGUGGCUGGGCACUUCGGUCCUGGCAUCAGGGCCAAGGUGAUCGAAGUGCUCGACCCUCUCAUUGCGUCAGUACCAAUGACGGGUGUUGAGGGCGAGACCGUGAACAUUGUCGAGUAUGGUUGUCUCAACUCGAGAUCCAUACCACUCAUCCAGCUCAUCAUCUCCAAAUUCGUGCGACGGGCUCAUGCCAAGCCAGCGCUAUCGAUAGCACAAGAGGACAUCAACGUCGAGGGAGCAGGCCAGAUUGGACUCGAGUCCGAUGUCUCCUCUGGCUCAACGCGCAAUCGCUUUGCAGAAGCGCAGGCCAGCUAUCUCAAUAUGAGCGUCGUACAUGAAGAUGCACAGACUGCCGACUUCCGUCCUCUGGUGCAGUCGCUCGACUCCAGGCCAGAGUCUUACUUGAAUGCCUCUUGGCAAGCACACCACCGACCCGCUCUGCGGAAUUGCAUCUUUCCUUUUUUUGUGGCCAGGCCUUUCGCUUCAAGGAUCUGCCCUCCAUCUACCAUGCACUUUGGUCUCUCCUUGAUGGAUCUGCAUUGGAACCAUCUUCUCAACCCGUCAGUAUCUCUGGCUACCUCGGCCCAAGCGGAGUUGACCUCUUUCCUACGAGCUCGAGCUCAUGAGUUCAAGACGGGUGGCAUCCUGAUCUUAGCUUUCCUGGCUCGAUCUGGAGACCAAAACCCCACGCACACAGCAGGCGCAGGAAGACCUGGCGGCAACACGGAUAUCUGGACGAUGCUGCGCAAGACGCUCGUUCCUUGCAUCCAACGUCUUGUCUCUUGCGGGAUGCUCAAGCCAGAUGUGGCUCGCUACCUGCUAGAUUUGCCACUCCAUCCUCGAACUCCCCACCAGACGCAGACUGUUCUCAAUACCCUCCGACAUGCUUGGAAGGUAGAGUGGAGCUGCGGUUUGGGCGAAGAGAGUCCGCCCGCCCAGGGAGCCCAGAACGUUACAGGAGGGAAAGAGAAAGAUUCCGGGGCCUCAUCUGCCCGCGCUCGAAUGCCUUCGUCAUCGGGCUCGCGCUCCCGAUCUAAUUCCUAUGGCCUACGGAACGAAGCUCAGCCGUUGCGCAUUGCGCAUCCGGCUUGGAAGGCCUACUCGAAUGGUACUCUCUCCGAGGUAGCCCUGGCGGAGCACAUGAUUAUGCUCUUCAAGAACCUCUACGAGGCCCACUUCCGGACUGUCCUCCGCGAAAGGGGCAAGCUCUCCAAGGGCGCAGCCGAAUUCGUACUCGACUCUCUUUGGGACGCCCUCAGCUCGCGCAUUGAUGAUAAUGCUGGUGCGGCUGGGUCCAUGGAGGGUGUCGAGAUUGAGGUCACCAUUUGUGCGCUCAGGCGGCUCUAA
Messenger RNA from Microstroma glucosiphilum, 3354 nucleotides. RefSeq lists its product as hypothetical. Gene Ontology annotation, molecular function: S-adenosylmethionine-dependent methyltransferase activity. The transcript has a single exon. Bases 1 to 3354 code for a protein of 1117 amino acids. Gene Ontology annotation, biological process: methylation. NCBI's taxonomy places the organism in Eukaryota, Fungi, Basidiomycota, Exobasidiomycetes, Microstromatales, Microstromataceae. The record is from RefSeq and is a predicted model, not a curated record.